AUGCUCUCACGUGUUGCUGCAGUCAUGGCACCCCGCACACACAACCGUCGCCGCGUGGCCGGAUCCAGCGGAAGGAGGAGGAGAGGAAGAGAGAGGGAGCAGCAGAGGCCCCACAUGUCCCGGCAUCUCUUCCAUUCUGCGGUGCUGCUUCUCCUCGUCGUGUUAUGCGGCAGUGGCGUUGCACACGCUGUGCAGCCGAAGACUGACGUUGAUCCUUUUACAGGAAUUGGAUGGACAUCCCCUCAAUGGGAAGGCUCUACAGAAGGUAAUGAAAAAUUCUUCUCGCUCCGCGUUCCCAGCCUUGUUGAGGUGAACAGUGCUGUGUUCGUGGUUGCUGAAGCGCAGUGCAAGGAAGACGACAAAGGCUGCAGCCGUGCUGGGAUUGCGUCAAGACGCCUCAAUCUAACUGAUGAUAAGCCAACGGAGAUAUUGACGACGAACACAAGUUUGUUGAUGCCGUUUCCAAAGGGUGCUGCUACAGGUACCGCCAAGGCAAAAGAAUCUAUGCGGCCAACGACAGUUGUGGCUGGCGACAGUGUCUACAUGCUUCUGAGAAAUCAGAGCUUUACGACGUCGGUGGGUAAAUCGGCUACUGCACGUGACUGGGGACUUUUGCUGGUAAAGGGAAGUGUCAGUGGUGGCAAUGGAAUCACGUGGAAUGAGACCCAUGCGGUGACGUUUGGAAACGAUGAAUAUGCUGCUGAAUUCCUGACCCAGUUGGUUUCUGGUGGAGGAUCGGGGAUUAAGACAAAGGACGGUACACUUAUGUUUCCCAUGCAGGCCACAAAGAACGAAAACACUUCAUUGCUGUCCAUGCGCUUUGAUAAGUCAGAGAAGAAAUGGAAGCUUUCGCACCAAACGGAUGUUGAUGGCUGCAGGGACCCGACCAUCGUGGAGUGGGGAGAAGAAGACAGACUCCUCAUGAUGGCCUCUUGUGA
Molecule: messenger RNA, 938 nt
Organism: Trypanosoma cruzi
Lineage: Eukaryota; Euglenozoa; Kinetoplastea; Trypanosomatida; Trypanosomatidae
Product: trans-sialidase, putative
Exons: 1
Source: RefSeq, a predicted model, not a curated record